Molecule: messenger RNA, 990 nt
Organism: Trichophyton verrucosum HKI 0517
Lineage: Eukaryota; Fungi; Ascomycota; Eurotiomycetes; Onygenales; Arthrodermataceae
Product: C2H2 transcription factor (Azf1), putative
Exons: 4
Coding region: 1-990 (329 amino acids)
Source: RefSeq, a predicted model, not a curated record
AUGCACGGAGGUGCUCCCGAAUGGGCUCAACCAAACUAUGGGGCUCCCAUGUCUCAGGAACAGGCCCAACAGAUACAACAGCCUGGCUAUGCCCCUCACCAGCAAACUCGUGGUGCUUCGAAGCAAAAGUCGCGACGCAAAUAUGAAUGUACUCUUCCCGACUGUCGCAAGAAUUUUACCCAGAAGACCCAUUUGGACAUUCACAUGCGAGCUCAUACCGGUGAUAAACCAUUCACUCAUGAACGGCGACACACAGGAGAGAAGCCUUAUUCCUGUGAUAUCUGUCACAAGCGUUUUGCUCAGCGAGGGAAUGUUCGCGCCCACAAGAUUACCCAUGACCAAGCAAAGCCGUUUACUUGCAGGCUCGAUGACUGUGGAAAGCAAUUCACUCAACUGGGAAACCUCAAGUCUCACCAGAACAAGUUCCAUGCGCAGACUCUGCGGAACCUCACCGUGCGCUUUGCUAUGAUAACUGAACCUGACAGAAUGAGCCCGCAAGAUGCCGAGCUAUGGGAGUACUUUGCCAUGCUCUAUAAAAACAGCAACAAGGGAAUCAAAGGCCGUGGCAAGGACCGUCGCGUUUCGUCAACUGCCAAAACCCGCGCGAAUUCUACCAAGACGACUACCUCAGAUGCCGCUGCCAAUAAUAUCAUCAGUUCUGCUCCUGCUCCUGCUCCCGCGCCCCCCUCAAGUAGCAGAAUGCCCGCCCACCAGCUCCCUCUUGGCAGUGAAGAAGAGGCGAAGCUGAUGCGAGAGCGAAGCUACCAUCGUGAAACUGAGCACAGUUAUGGGUAUCUGGAGUACAUAAAGGAGGGUUUGGAGCAUUUGGCGGAAGUAUUACCGCACCAAAAAAAAUACGAUGAAAAAGCACUCGGCUCUGCCAACUCUUCCCUUUUCUUUUUCUUCUUUUGUUCAUGCCAGCAAAAGGGAAGGACAAACGCGUUCCUAUUCUUACGUUCCCACCCAACAGCGAGAGGAAUAAUUGCUUAG